Prorocentrum cordatum is the source of this 1760-nucleotide messenger RNA. The record is from the annotation of a GenBank genome assembly. NCBI's taxonomy places the organism in Eukaryota, Dinophyceae, Prorocentrales, Prorocentraceae.
CAGAGUUCACCCUUUACCCUCCACCCAAACAAAAAAAUGCUUGGUGCUCAUCCUGCCCGUCUCCGCCCGCGGGACGCCGGCUGGCCCGGGCCCAUCCCGUGGGCCCCGCCUCGGCGAUGGCGCCCUCCUGGCCUGGCCCGGGGAGGCGGCGGCACCGCUCCUGGGCCCAGGAACGGAGUGGCGACGCCGUCGCUCCCCGGGACGCAACCGGCCCGACCUGCGCAGACCUCCCGAAGCGGGCCUCUGAGGGCCUCGCCCCCGAAGUCCCUACAGAAUCUUGGAGUCCUGGAAAUGGGCCUGCGAGAAUCAGUCCGCGCCCAUGCUGUCCAGCAUCCGCAGCACGGACUCUGGAUCUAUGCCCAGCGGCAUGCGAUCUCUCGUCGCCAGCGGCCUCUGAGCGCAAGAGACCGUUGCGUCGGCCGCCAGAUGGCAGCGAACGAUCCCGCAGUGCACGAGAACGACGAUGUCGUCGUCCUGCAGGGACGCAGCGAUGAUCUCUCUGGUCAUCGCCUCCUCACCUGCCAUGGCCGUGGCCCUGGCCGCGAGCAAUCCAGAGACGUCUGGGGCAGCCGUGGGCGCUCGGAGCGAGCCGCGUGGAUUGCCGUACACGGUGACCGCGCUCUGGCCCUGGGCCUCCACGAGGGCGAAGAGCCCGAGCCCCGGGGACAGCAGCACGAGGCGCAACUGCUCCCUCGCCCCCGCGCACGCCGCCAUGCCCGGCACCCGCUCGCACCCGUGCACCUGGGGCGCGCCCUCUCGCACGCGGACGCACAGCGCGAGGGCGUCGUGGUCGCCGUCGGACACCGCCAGGGCCAGCCCGCCCUCCCCUGGCCCGGCCGCGAGCAGCUCGCCGCGCGGCAGCGCCCAGCUGCUGACCUCCGGCCCCCCAGCUGGCAGCGUGAGCACGGUCAGCACCGGCCUGGCACGGUCAGCACGGCCAGCUUCGGACUGGCCAGCAGGCGGGCCGUUGGAGGGCCACAGCGAGAAACUCGCCUCGGCGGCGAGCAGCACGGUGUCCGGUGCGCACCAGCACGCCGCCCGUGGCGGGGCCGUCCCCCGCGCCGUGGCCAGCACAGUGCAAGCCGUGCCUGCGAACUCCAGGGCCACGACAUCCACCGAUCGAGACUGCAACACCCGGUGGACCACGACCCUCACGACGCCGGGCGACGCCCUGCAAGCAGCGGUGAUCCACAGGUCGGCGCCCUCGGCCACGGCAUCCGUGCCGCCCAGCUCCGGCAGGGGCGCCGGCCCGUGGACAGUGGCCGCCACCUGUCGCGAGGCGGAGUCCCACACGAAAGACACGACCACGAGGCGCCCGUCCGCGGUGCUGCAGGCAACCGAGUCGCGAGCGGACCCCUCCUGGUCCGCGGGCUCACCAAUGGGCUGAAGAACCCGGGCCAAGGACCGCACCUUGGGGGCCGCAGUCGACGUACUGCGCCACGCCCCCGGCCACGAGCUCCCUCACGGCGAUGCCCUCGCCCCAGGGCGCCGCCGCGAGUGCCCCGCCGCAGAGGAGCGCCAGGGAGGCCGCCGCCUCUCCCCGCCACCGGGCCUCCGCCGCCAGCGCCGCGACCGCGGGGGCGCGCGGCUCGGCGAGGGGCGGGGGCGCGUGCCAGGCGAGCAGCUCGGCCGCGCCCAGCAGCUGGGGGCAGUCUUGUAGGUGUCGAACGGCGCCGCCGCGGGCGCCGCCGGCAGCUCCAGGCGCCGCGCCAUCCCUCGGGAGAGAGCCCCCCCCGCGGGGGCGGCGCGCCCUCGCCGAG